CAGCACAGAUAAAUGGCGGCGAUCAACAAUUGUUAAAUGGAUACUGUUGAAUAAGCACGUGUCAGACGUUGCAGUGUUUGCACUUGAAUUUUAAGUGAUUAUUACUGUCCUGUGUGGUAAUUGGCAAUCUGUAGUAUUACUUUACUGCAGCCUGUCAUGUCUAGUGCAGUUUGGCACAAAUUGUCAACACGGAAAUAUAUAUUACCAGUCUUAGGUGGUAUCAAAUCAAGUCUUGUCUGUAGCCUGAAAUCCAAACACAAUCAGCCUCAACAUAUUAUCAGUAUGAAUCAAGCGUUUUUGCGAUACGAGUCAGGCAGUGAGACUUUUGAAAUGAAUUUCCGUUAUGUCAAUGCUGAGUUGAAUAUAGACAGACAGUUCAAUUUAACAAGAAAGUGCAAUGAGACUAUUUCCAACUUCCUGAAAAGAAUUGAAACAAAUAUGGAGAAGUCACUGAUUAAGAAGAAGAAAAAGAGCCGAAGAAAAAAUAAUCUGAAGGAUACUAAUGAAAUGGGUGUAGAGUCAAGUAACGGAGAGGAUAAAGUUAUUUUACUUAAGAAUAAUGAAAGAGUCAAUGGAAAUACACUAUGCGAAACGUUACUCAAUCAUUCUUCGUCGUUGCAACUUAUUAUAAUGGGAAUUCCAUAUGAAAUAAGCUUUAAUGCUCCAUGGGUUUUACAUAUGGCUUUACCUGCCUGUAUUCUAGCUGGAUUUCCUACAUAUCCUUCAAAAUUUGAGGCUUUGCAUACAGAUAGAUUACAUUCAGUGUUUAAUUGGUACAAAAAUAUGAAGAAUGGGAACUCUAAACAAGAAACUGAAUCUUGGGAGGAAGUGGGCCAAGGGUAUUUUUAUACACCUAGUUCUGAGGAUAUUGGCUGUCGACUUAAAUUAAGCUGCUUACCCAAAAAUUCUAAAUCAAUUGGACCAGCUGUUGAAGUGGAGUCUCAUGCUAGUAUCAGUGCUGGUCCAGGUCAUUGUCCAUUUGAAACACGGCACUUAUUUACCUCCAAUAAAUUAUCUGGCAAAAGUUUCAGAAUUACAUCCUACAAUAUAUUAGCAGAUACUUACACUGAUUCGGAUUACUCUAGAGAAGUAUUAUUUCCUUAUUGUCCACCAUAUGCCUUAGAUAUGGAUUAUAGAAAACAAUUAAUAAUGAAGGAAUUAAUGGGAUAUAAUGCCGACAUAAUUUGUUUGCAAGAAGUAGAUAAUAAGGUAUACGACGUAGAUCUAUAUCCUACAUUAUCAUCUUUGAACUACAAUGGUGUGUACAAUCGUAAAGGAGCUGGCGUUACCGAGGGAUUAUCGACAUUUUACAAUGAUGAAAGAUUUGAAAAGCUAAAUUUCGAAUUCACUGUUAUUGGUGAGAACUUGCACCUAAAAGACUUUGCGUCCGUGUGGAAUACAAUUACAAACGAAAAAAUGAAGGAGCGGUUCUCAGAAAGAAAUACUACUGUACAGAUAACUACUUUGAAGUCCAAAGAAGAUCCUACGAAAAUACUUCUUGUAGGCAACACUCAUCUAUACUUCCAUCCAAAUGCCGAUCAUAUUAGAUUAUUACAAGGGUAUUAUGCCUUAAGCUACGCUCACGAAGUAGCUAAAAGGACACAAGAGCAGAAUCCCGAUUGUAAUGUAAGUAUUUUACUGUGCGGCGACUUCAACAGUGUUCCUGAAUGCGGGAUAUAUCAGUUAAUGACAAAAAGAUAUGUACCGAAUGACUGUAAGGACUGGAGCAGUUGUCCUGAAGAGAUUGUCGAGAAUGUUUCUCUUUCCCAUAGCCUGUCAUUUGACAGUGCUUGCGGCACACCGGAAUAUACGAAUUAUACAGCCGAAUUUGCUGACUGUUUGGAUUAUAUUUUUUAUCAGACAGAUAAUUUAAAAGUUUCACAAGUAAUACCGAUGCCAAGUAACGAAGAACUAAAACUACAUACCGCCUUACCGUCUGUAGUAUUUCCAAGCGACCAUAUAUCAUUGUGCGUCGAUUUAGAAUGGAUCAAAUAAAACUGAGGUACUUGAUCUUAUCGCAUAUAGGCGAUAAUUCCAAAUUAUGUAAAUAACCCUUGUUGAAUAAAAGAAUGAAUGACGUCUGA
Molecule: messenger RNA, 2084 nt
Organism: Cephus cinctus (wheat stem sawfly)
Lineage: Eukaryota; Metazoa; Arthropoda; Insecta; Hymenoptera; Cephidae
Product: 2',5'-phosphodiesterase 12
Exons: 6
Coding region: 157-1995 (612 amino acids)
Biological process (GO): nuclear-transcribed mRNA catabolic process, deadenylation-dependent decay
Cellular component (GO): mitochondrion
Molecular function (GO): 3'-5'-RNA exonuclease activity
Source: RefSeq, a predicted model, not a curated record